AUGGAGGCGAUCGUUAAAGCAAUCAAGGAUUUCCCAAUGAUUAACGUUUCUGUAUCUGGAAACCAGAUCAUCAAGCGUAAGGACAUCAACAUCGGUAUGGCUACCGCGUUGCCUUCAGGAAACCUUAUUGUUCCAGUAAUCAAACAAGCAGAUCGCCUAAACCUUACAGGAUUGGCUAAAUCUGUAAACGAACUUGCCAAUAACGCCCGAAAUAAUAAUUUGAAACCGGAAGAUAUUCAAGGAGGUACAUAUACUGUUACCAAUGUGGGUACUUUUGGUAAUGUCAUGGGAACUCCAAUUAUCAACCAGCCUCAGGUAGCGAUCCUGGCGCUUGGUGCGAUUCGUAAAGUUCCUGCUGUCAUUGAAACACCACAUGGUGAUUUCAUUGGAAUUCGACACAAGAUGUUCCUUUCACACUCAUACGACCACCGCGUAGUGGAUGGAGCUCUUGGAGGUCAAUUUGUUCGACGAGUAGCUGAUUACCUCGAGCAAUUUGACGGUUCCAGAGAGAUCUAA
Molecule: messenger RNA, 516 nt
Organism: Exaiptasia diaphana
Lineage: Eukaryota; Metazoa; Cnidaria; Anthozoa; Actiniaria; Aiptasiidae
Product: dihydrolipoyllysine-residue succinyltransferase component of 2-oxoglutarate dehydrogenase complex
Exons: 1
Coding region: 1-516 (171 amino acids)
Cellular component (GO): cytoplasm
Molecular function (GO): lipoic acid binding; acetyltransferase activity
Source: RefSeq, a predicted model, not a curated record